CUGGCGCCGCCUAUACCCCCAAUGGAAGCUCCUAUUACUUCCUCUCUUUGUGGCGUCUGCCGAGGUCUUCCCAUUGGGAUAUCCCCCGUUCAUUCUCCGACCAAAAUUUCCUGCAGCCAAGAUCGAAGAGCAAUUCGCACUCGUCGACUCUCCCCCGUCAAAGCAGCCAGGGACCGAGACAUGUCGGGCCACAUCAGCCGAAGGACCGGGGAAGCCCGUCGUUCGUUCAUUCGUUGAUUUCCAAUUCCCAUCUACAGCCUUUCAUACGAGCUUCGGAGAGAGAGAGAGAGGGAGAGGAUGUGUAUAGCUGCAUGGGUUUGGCAGGCGCACCCUGUUUACCAGCUUCUUCUGCUAUCCAACAGAGAUGAAUACCAUGACAGGCCUGCAAAGCCAUUAGGAUGGUGGGAGGAGGGUAAUAAGAAGAUAUUGGGAGGAAGAGAUGAGCUGGCCGGAGGUACAUGGCUGGGAUGCACAGAGGAUGGGAGGCUGGCUUUUCUGACUAAUAUAAGGGAGCCAGACCGGCUCCCCAGUGCAAGGACCAGAGGAGACUUGCCGCUUAGGUUCUUGAAGGGAACACAGAGCCCUUUGGAAUGUGCAGAGGAAAUAAUUAAGGAAGCAGACCAGUACAAUGGAUUUAAUCUGAUAUUGACUGAUCUUUGCUCGAAAGUCAUGGUUUACAUCUCCAACAGGCCAAAGGGAGAACCUAUUUCUGUUCAAACAGUUCCUUGUGGUCUUCACGUGAUUUCAAAUGGAAAGUUGGAUGCUCCUUGGCCCAAGGCCCAGCGCUUGGGUAAGAAUUUCAAUGAACUUCUAAGGGGACAUGGCAAGAAGGACAUCUUUUUGAAAGGAAUGGUUGAAGAACUGAUGGGAGACAAUGUGAAAGCUAGUCGUGAUGAGCUGCCGGACACUGGUUGCGACCCCGAGUGGGAAUUUGAGUUAAGUUCUAUCUUUAUCGAUGCUGACAGUAAAUUGGGACGCUAUGGAACUAGAAGCAUGGCUGCUAUAUCAGUUAAAACAAAUGGCGAUUCAAUCUUCUAUGAGAAGCACCUAGAGAGCAGCUUGUGGAAGGAGAACAUUGUGAAAUUCCAUGUCUAAAAGUCGCAAAACAUCUAAAGGAUAACAUAUAUUUGUGAGGCAACCCUAGCACUGUCAUUUUCCUCCAGUCUAAUCAAAUUUCCGGAGCACAAAUGCUGCAUCAUUUUUUUCCUUGCAACUGUUCCCUUAAUGUGAAUAAAGUUGAUGUGUUAUCGAAAACUAUAAUAAUCAUAAUUGGUUACACACUGUAGCAUAUACAUGUCCUUCCUCUAAUUUGAUGGUCAAUUUGAGACAA
Molecule: messenger RNA, 1330 nt
Organism: Phoenix dactylifera (date palm)
Lineage: Eukaryota; Viridiplantae; Streptophyta; Magnoliopsida; Arecales; Arecaceae
Source: RefSeq, a predicted model, not a curated record